This is a messenger RNA of Colletotrichum higginsianum IMI 349063, 849 nucleotides long. RefSeq names its product Protein BCP1. The coding region runs from base 1 to 849 and encodes 282 amino acids. Gene Ontology annotation, cellular component: nucleus. The transcript has 2 exons. The record is from RefSeq and is a predicted model, not a curated record. NCBI's taxonomy places the organism in Eukaryota, Fungi, Ascomycota, Sordariomycetes, Glomerellales, Glomerellaceae.
AUGGGCACGAAGAGAGAAAGAGACGAGGCCAAGCCGGCCGAGGAUGUCAAGAUGGCCGACGACAGCUCCGACGAUGAGGACUUUGAUGUCGUCAACGUCGACUUUGAAUGGUUUAACUUUGACCCCGAGAUCGACUUCCAGGGCACCAAGACGCUGCUGCGCCAGCUGCUCGACGUCGACUCGACGCUCUUCAACAUCUCAGGCCUCGCGGACCUCAUCUUGUCGCAGCCCACGAUUGGAUCGACCGUCAAGGUCGACAGCAAGGAGAACGAUGCUUACGCCCUCACAACGGUGCUCAACAUCAAGGAGCACAGCCAGAAGCCCGAAAUGGCGGAGCUCGCCAAGUACAUCAUCGACAAGGCGCAGACCAACGCCGCGCUCGCCCCGAUCCCGCAGGUUAUCAACGGCGGCGCCCAGGUCGGCCUGGUUAUUUCCGAGAGGCUCAUCAACAUGCCCUCCGAGAUCGCGCCGCCCAUGUACCGCAUGCUGAUCGACGAGGUCGAGGCCGCCGUCGAGGACAAGGAGCCCUACGAAUUCACGCACUACCUGAUCCUCUCCAAGACGUACCAGGAGGUCGAGUCGACGCUCACUGAGACGGAGAGAAAGGGCAAGAAGGCCAAGGCCGACGCCGCCAUGUGGCACUUUCACCCCGAAGACGAGGUAUUUGUCAAGCACGCGACGGCGCACGGCUCGUUCCAGUUCACCAACGAGGAGAAAGCGGUGGCGGACAGCAAGCGCGCCUUCCAGGAAAUGGGUGUGAAGUCGCAUGGCUACCUGAUCCUGAUCGAGGCCAGCAAGUGGGAGGGCGCGGUCAAGGCGGUAGAGCAGUACCUGAGCCCGCCGCAAUAG